UUCAAAUAGUGCACUUUUUCAAUGUAGUAAAAUCAUUGGUAUUUUUACAUGAAGACUCAUCUUUAUUUGACCUAUAUAUAUACACACACUAGGCAAGGCAUGAUAUAAUGAUGCAAUGCAUAGCAUGCUAUUGAGUGUAAUCAUGAUAAAGCUUUGAUGCAUGCGGCGAAUCAAGCUGCCCCAAAUUAAGUAAAAAGUAAGGCCGGUAUUUUGAAUAUAUAAUGGGGGAGAAGAAAAAGAAGGAUAUGCCCAGUUCCACGGUUUGGUUUUCGUUGAAGAGAUCUAUGCAGUGCAAGUCAUUAGAGGCAUCAGAAGUGGGGGACCCGAAGAGCAGCUGGAAAGCGGCGGCGAGCGGCGGGGGUGAAGGAGGGAGGUCCGGUUGCUCUCGCUCAAUAUCAAACCUCAAAGAUGUGGUCAUCCACGGAAGCAGGAGGCACUUGGAAAAGGCAGGCAGCUGCAGCCCAAGGUCCAUUGGGAGCAGUGACUUCCUCACCCAUCAACUUGUUCUGCAUAAUAGCUCCACCAGCAGCAGGUGUGAACUCAGAAUCACACGAUUUGCAAGCGGCGGGGGUGGCGGCUCGUUAGUGGGUACUCUUAGACCCGGUACUCCUGGCCCUGCCCCGACCGCAGGAGGAAAUCAUCAUCACCAUCAUCAUCAUCAUCGUGCAUCAUCAGCUCAUCACUAUUUGAACUCUUCUUCCCUUACUAGGAACAGAACCACACCUUCAAGGGGGAGGAGGGCUUCAUCAUCAUCAUCAUCAUUUUCCCAUUUGGGGGAAAAAAGCCAAGGCCUUGGGUUGUCUUCAAAACUAAGGGCUGCUUCUCUUUCCCUUGACAGAGAUGUAAGUAUCAAUAAUGGAUCAUCUUCAUCAGUUACAUGCCACAAGUGUGGAAAACAGUUUAGUAAAUGGGAAGCUCUUGAACUCCAUCAUCUUUCCCAUCAUGCAGUGACUGAACUUUUGGAAGGUGACUCCUCAAGGAAAAUAGUGGAGAUUAUAUGCCGGUCGAGCUGGUUGGAAAAAUCCAGUGGCAGCCGUAAUGGCAUUGAGAGAGUUUUGAAAGUUCACAACACACAGAAAACUGUAGCAAGGUUUGAAGAAUACAGGGAGAUGGUGAAGGCAAGGGCCGGAAAACUGGCGAAGAGGCACCCGAGGUGCCUCGCCGAUGGGAAUGAGCUCUUAAGGUUCUACGGGACCACCGUGGCAUGCUCUCUCGGCGACAGCGGUGGACCCUGCACCCUCUGCACCUCCGACAAAUGCCACGUCUGCCAAGUCAUCAGAAAUGGCGGCCUCUCCAUCAAAGACAGUGGGGUCGGAGGAGGCGUGUUCACCACUUCCACAAGCGCCAGAGCAUUAGAAUCCAUACAACUCUCUGCUGCUGCAGCUGCGGAUGGAGGAGGAGGAGAAGAAGAAGACAGUAAUCCACCACCAUUGUACCAAAGGAAAGCUGCUUUGAUAGUGUGCAGGGUCAUAGCUGGUAGAGUGCAUAGGCCUCUGGAGAAUAUCCAAGAAAUGGCGGGUCAGACUGGUUUUGAUUCCUUGGCCGGGAAAGUUGGUCUCCAUUCCAAUAUAGAGGAACUUUAUUUGCUUAAUCCUAGAGCUCUGCUCCCCUGUUUUGUGGUCAUCUGCAAAUCCUACUCCCCAUUUUCUCUUUAUUAACACUACAAACCCAACGUAAAUGAUAGUAGUAUCUAACUUUCUUUUUAUUUUCUCAGAGCUUAGUACUUCAAUUAGCUUCUGCAAUUCUGCAAAUGACAAUUGUACUCGUUUAUUUGCAUCUUUUCACACAUUAAUUAGGUCGACUUGUGGUCCCAAACUCUCAGGUAAUCAAUGCCUGUCAAAUUCAACAUUUCAACCCAACCCAACCCAUUGUACAUUUAUCAAAAAAGUAAUGGGGCCUGGACCCCGGCCGAGCGGGCCGGUCCACCGUUUUUGGAUCCCGUAGCCCACUUGUUGAGUUCGUCGGUUCGGGCCCCAGUCAUGGUCUCGGGUCGUCGGGUCGGGCCUGCACAGUGUCAGGCUGAACCGGGUUCCAGGUCGGGUCGAGCCGUCUCG
Cuscuta epithymum is the source of this 2054-nucleotide messenger RNA. Lineage: Eukaryota; Viridiplantae; Streptophyta; Magnoliopsida; Solanales; Convolvulaceae. The record is from the annotation of a GenBank genome assembly.